Messenger RNA from Pelodiscus sinensis (Chinese soft-shelled turtle), 2998 nucleotides. NCBI's taxonomy places the organism in Eukaryota, Metazoa, Chordata, Testudines, Trionychidae. The record is from RefSeq and is a predicted model, not a curated record.
CCCCAGCCCAGGCCCGCACGGGGGGCUCCGACCAGCGUCAGCCUCCGGGAUCGUCUGCUCCUCACCCAGCCCGUCUGGCUGCAGCUGAGCCUCAACUCCGCCACUGCCCUGCACAUCCUGCAGCGGGAGCCGCCCGGGACGUUCCUGGUGCGCCGAUCAAACACACGCCAACGCCGGGCCCUCUGCUUGCGCCUCCUAGAUGACCUGGCACCGGCCUUUGUCGCCAGCUACAGCCUGCAGGAAGGACCAGCCGGAGUCUCCCUGGAGGGCUCAUCCCGGAGCUUCCCAGACCUGCUGCAUCUGGUGGCCUCCUACUGCCAGAGACGGGAGGUUCUCCCUGUGGCCCUGCGCCUGCCCCAGCCCAUCCAGCAGGCGGUGUCACACAAGGAACUGGAGUCCAUUUCCCACCUGGGGCUUGAGUUCUGGAGCUCUUCUCUCAAUGCCAAGGACUCCCCGGAAUUGCCUGAGCCCCCAUUCAGUGAGGACGCUGCCGCCGGCCAGCUGGGCACGAUCCCCACGCGGAGCCCAAGGGAGCUGGACUGUGGCCUGGGCAACGGGGCACUGGGCUUCCUGGCCCCUCUGUUCCAGGGCAAGGACGGUGGCUCGCGGCGGGAUGACUUCAAGCGCAGCAUUAAAGUGCGAGUGUCCACUGAGACCUCCAGCCCCCUCUCACCGCCCCCCAAGCCACCGCCUCCCAUCCCUGCUAACCAGGCAGGGACGCCCCCCACUCCACGCCGGGAACCGGGCCAGUGCUCACCACUCUGCACAUCGGGAUAUCGGGUGCCCCAGCGGGCUGGGGAGCCCAGGCACAGCCUCCCAUCCCUGCAGGAACUGGACAGCGGGUCCCCCAGUGGCUCAGAGAGCGAGGGAGGUGGGGGUCCGCGGGCCCCCUCGCCUCCUGCCCAGCCUCCUCCCCGUGCCCCCCUGCGCUCCAUGAGUGACGCUGUCUUGGCCGUGAUGGCCCCUGAGAAGCAGCUGGCACGGGCCGUGGAGGGGCUGGCGCGGGACCGGAGCACCAGGCUGGGAGCCAGCAUCCAGGAUUUCCUGACCCUAGUGAGGGGUGGCAAAGGGGAGCGAUCCAGCCAUGAGCUCCUGAGCCCCGUCCGAGCCUUCCUCACUCGCACCAAGACCCAGAUGCUGCAGAGCCCAGCCCUGGAGCUGCCCAGCCCCACGCUACUGCCUGACCACAGACUGGAUGCUGUGCUGGAGCGAGCCCUACAUCGUUGUGUGCUGAAACCCCUAAAGCCAGUGCUGGCAUCACGGCUGCGUGGCCUACACGUGGCAGACGGGUCUCUGGGCCAGCUCCGGGAGAACCUGCGGCUGGUGAGGGAGCGGGGCCCUGGCGCCUUCCCAGCACGGGCGACGUUGCCUGGCCCCCCUGACACCCAGCGGGCCCGACACAAACUGCUGCGGCUGCUGCGCGCCUAUUCGCCCUGCACCCAGGUGACACUGCUGCUGCAGGCCUGCAAAGGCGUCUACCGAGCCAUGGGGGCAGCCCCGGAUGGGAGCUAUGGGGCAGACGAGUUCCUGCCAGUUCUGAGCUUCAUCCUGGCUCAGUGCGACCUUCCCCAGCUGCUCAUGGAGGCUGAAUACAUGAUGGAGCUGAUGGAGCCCAGCCAGCUCCUGGGGGAAGGUGGCUAUUACCUGACCACUCUCCAGGCCAGCUUGGCCCUGCUGGGGAGUUUCCAUGAAGAGAAGUCGAGGCAGCUGCGCCCUGAUGUCCAGAGAGUCCUGAGCUGGCGGCACCAGCACCCCACAGGACAGCUCCCUGGAGACCCGUGCUGGGAUCCACGGCCUGAGAAGAUCCAGGCCCCCUGCAGUGGGCACCACUCCAUCAUGCCUGCCCUGGGACACCAGGAGAUGGCAGAGCAGCCAGGAGAGCACCCCUCAGACAGCAGUCUCCCUCUGUACUCCGAGGGACAGGAGCGCCCGGCUCAGCACCACCAUCCUGGGGAGAUGGGGCCUGGGCCAGGACCCCCACGCAGGCUGCUCCGCAAAGGAGCUGUUGACCUGGAAGAACCCCUCGGAUCCAGGAUACCGGGUUCUGUCCCAUCUCAAGGAGAGGAUCAGGGUCUAAUAGGUUAGAGCAGGGGGGUAGGGAGUGAGGACUGCUGGGUUCUAGUCCCAGCUCUGUUGCGACUGGCUUUAAGACCAUUUCCCCUAAUUGUGCCUCAGUUUCCCCCUUUGUAAAACAGGGCGAAUAAGCCCCACAGCAGCAUUUGGGAGCAUCUGUCCUAAGUAGCCCCUCCCUGUUCUACUCUCUGGGGUGGAUGAUGCUGAGAGAGCCUUUAUCCCCUCUCCGGGGAGGGGGGAAAGGCAGGAAGUUUCUCUGCUUGUAACAACCACUCCUGACUUAAGAGUUAAAUGCCAAAAGAGAGACUUUCCCUAGUGACACAGAGGAUCAAUGUAUAUACACCAGGAGGAUUUGCUGGCACAAAAACCUCUUCUGCUGAUGUUAUUUUUGUAGGACCUACUUUGUUAUAUAUUUGGGAGAGGUUCAUUUUUAUUUCUUGUUCUCCCAAAAGUGACACGGCCCAAUUAAUUUGAAGUCUCAGUUUAUGGUUUGUUCAUAUAUUAGAAGAAAAAGUUCCAUAACAAAAUGCUCUUUCAUAGAUAUUAUUGUAGGGCCUGCUUUAUUUGCUAUUUGGGAAAAAAUCAAAGAGCAGCAUUCUUUGUUUUUAACUUAAGUCUGGCUUUUUAUUUUUUUCUGAAGCUCUAAAUAGAUGUUUCGAUAAAUACAAUGCUCCAGAACGCAAGUCUCCUCUGUUGAUAUUAUUGUAGGGUUUACUUUAUUGGCUGAACAAAGUGCGGUCUGUUUGCCUGUCUCCAACUGUAACAAGCUAACUUUUGAAUGCUGGGUGUGAUCAAUUCCAGGAUUUUCAGGAACACUGUAGGCUGCAUGGAUAGUUUUAGGUGAAAAUUGGAGAAACCAAAAGGGGAAAAAUGGGAGGCCACUGGCAUCUGAUUAGCUUUAAGCCCUUUGCUGCUGGCAAUGAUU